Molecule: messenger RNA, 1287 nt
Organism: Lecanosticta acicola
Lineage: Eukaryota; Fungi; Ascomycota; Dothideomycetes; Mycosphaerellales; Mycosphaerellaceae
Source: the annotation of a GenBank genome assembly
AUGUCCGACAAUGCGACCAAGACCCCUCUCUCCGCCGUCCUCCCUCCCCUCAUCUUCGGCACCGCGACCUUCAACUACCAAUACAACCCGGAUCCCUACGAGCUCGACACCACAGGCCUUGUGCGCAAAGCGCUAGAAUUCGGCGUGCGCGCGUUCGACACAUCGCCCUACUACGGCCCAUCUGAAGAAAUCCUCGGCGCCGCUCUCGAAACCGACUUUGUGCGUGAGAACUUUGCACGAAGCGAUUACUUCCUCAUCACAAAAUGCGGGCGCAUAGCAUCAGACGAAUUCGAUUAUUCGAAAGAAUGGGUACGACAGAGUGUUCGGAGAAGCUUGGAGAGGUUAAAGACGGCGUAUCUGGAUCUGAUCUACUGUCACGAUGUUGAGUUUGUGUCUGAAGACGAGGUCAUGGAAGCGAUCCACGAACUACGGAGAAUACGCGACGAAGAUGGGACGAUCAAGUACAUUGGAAUCUCUGGAUACCCCGUGCCGGUGCUGUGUUCGAUCGCGAAGCGCGUACUGCGGGAGACCGGCGAACCACUGGACGCGGUUAUGUCUUAUGCGAACUUCACGCUGCAGAAUCAAUUGCUUGCAUCUACUGGAGUCAAGCAGUUGAAAGAAGCCGGAGUCGACGUUGUUCCCAACGCCUCGCCUCUCGGUAUGGGCUUACUGCGACGAGAGGGUGUUCCUCUGGGCAGCAUGGGCAAUUGGCAUCCUGCGGACAACGGAAUGCGUUCUGCGGUCAAGCGGGCCAGCGACUUCUGCGAUCGACACGACGAGAAGCUAGAGGUCAUUGCGAUUCGAUAUGCGCUGGAGAGCUGGCUAAAAUUGGGAGCGACGGUCGGCUCUCGCGGGGAUCCUGCCUCGGGCGUGCCAUGGAAACAAGAGCUCAACUCUCAAGUCGGCGGCAAUCGUCUAGGAGUCACCGUGAUGGGUGUGAGCAAGCUUAGCGAACUGGAGAAGACCAUGCAAGUCUGGAGGUCGAUUCUAGAUGGGCUCGAGAACGGCGCAGAGACCGCUCGCCUUGCUGGACGAUGGGAACGAGACCACGAGUGGAGUCUCAAUCGUCAGAGAGCAGUCCAGAUCUUGGCGGAUGGGAUCCAGGAGCAUCUGGACGAGUACCUGGACUUCACGUGGGACUCGCCGCCCGAGGGCUUUGUCAACAAGCGCGCGAAGCAGCAACAGCAGCCCUCACAGCCUCCCGAGGUAGAGCCUUGGAUGACCCCUGCAGCGAGUCCAUUGCCCGAUGAGUUACCAUCAGAUGAUGUUAGCCUGCCACUACGGUAG